AAUUCCCUAUAUAAAGGGUGGUUUUCCAGCCCGACAACGACAGAAACCGAUCUAUUUUACUCACGCGCGAGUAUCACGCUAAAGUAUCGUUCAACAUGAGGGCUCUGAUCUGCCUGGUACUGAUCUCCGCGGCGUUCGCCGCCGAAGAGAAGACGGUCAAGAAGCGUGGUCUGAUCGGCCUGGGUGACUACGGACUUGGCGGUUAUGGCGGCCUUGAUGGUGGAUAUGGUAGCCUUGGUGGCCUUGGUGGAUAUGGUGGUCUUGGUGGUCUUGAUGGUGGUUAUGGUGGCCACGGCGUUGCCAUCGCCAUUAAAGAGAAGACUGUCGCUGUCCCAGUCGCGGUCCCGCAACCAGUUCCCGUCGAUCGCCCCUACCCCGUCAAGGUUCCUGUUGAGGUCCCGAAGCCUGUUCCAGUAGCCGUUCCGGUGCCAGCGCCCUACCCCGUUAUCCAGACCAAGACGAUCGCGGUUCCCGUAGACAGGCCUUAUCCAGUCCAUGUUAAGGUGCCAGUGCCCGUACCUGCUCCAUACCCAGUACCCGUCAAGGUUGCUGUCUCCCACCCCGUUCCAGUUCCGGUCUCCCACCCAGUUCCAGUCCCAGUCAAAGUUCCCGUCGUCGUCAAAGAAACGGUUCCCGUUUACAUUAAGGGCUACGGCCACUACUAGAUGAAUUUCUCCUCAAGAAAAAAAUCACAUACACACCACCCCGCUCCAUCGUAACCCUUUUCCCAGCAGCCAAAAAUCCAUCACGACGAGCGUCUGUUCAAAAGACGCUUCUUGUCGUGUAGUACCUUGAAUUCACGAAAUAAAUCAAUUUUGUAAAUGUUUUCGUAAAGAAA
This is a messenger RNA of Wasmannia auropunctata (little fire ant), 838 nucleotides long. Its product is annotated as cyclin-dependent kinase inhibitor 1C-like. The transcript is spliced from 4 exons. The record is from RefSeq and is a predicted model, not a curated record. Lineage: Eukaryota; Metazoa; Arthropoda; Insecta; Hymenoptera; Formicidae. The coding region runs from base 96 to 665 and encodes 189 amino acids.